CAUUACCGAGGGCGGUGGGGCCCCACGCCCUGCCUGCGGGCGCCUUGCCGGGGUUAGGGUGAUGCACGGAAGAAUCUGGCGUCCUUCUGGGACAGGGACUUCGUAACUUAAGACGCCCUACCGUGAUGCUGCGUAAAGGGAGCCUCAGAGUUCAGGCAGCCAGCCACUGCCCCCCGGAUGUCUGUUUUCUCUUCUGCAAAACGGGUGCAAGGCACAAGUUAGAUCCUUGGAGAGGCGUGCCUGAACCUACUCUGUAGAAGGGUCCCCUCCAGUCUCGCUGGGAAGUUUCUAACACCGGAAGUGCCCUUGGUGGGGACUAGAGCAGAGGCAGUAAAAACUUAGAGCAAGUAGCUUCAGAGAGGUUGGCUUUGAGCCCUUCACGCCCCAAACUCCUGGCAAUCUGUACAGCGGAGUGAGGGGCAGAGUUGGGCAUCUCCAGGGCUCCUUCUAUGGAUGGCCUCCCAAGAGGCUGUCUGGGCAAGGCGUCCCUACAUGGACACCCCCCCCUUACACACACACUCCCACCUUCAAGUCUGGCAACCCAGCCACCCUCUUUAUAGGUACCUAGAGACUCUAAGGGAAAGUCCAGGGAUUCUGCUGCCUACUGACUUUUGGGAGAGCCCCCAGAAUACCUCCCACGUUGGGGAUGCUGUGCCCACCAGGCCCCCCCCCAUAGCCCCCCUGGGUUGAUAAAGCCAGUGUGAGAGUCCAGCAAAACCAGUCGGACCCCAGCCCUUCCCUCUCUAGGCACAAGCAGGCCUAGGUGGCCUUGAAUACCUCCGGAAGGGAUGUCAGCCUGCCAGAGGUUUUUCGAGCACAGCCGAUUGGAGGGCUGUUUAAAUCUUGGUUCUGCAGUUUCCCACUGUGAGACUGAGCAGAUCCCUUCACCUCUGGGAGCUCUGCAUCAGGAGCUGCAAUCCUCCUGGGAAUUGGCUGAAAUAACAGACGACAUUGGCUACCUGGUGUUUCCCAACUGAGCUCUCUGAUGCCUCUUGCCUGCCUCCAGUUGGCUGUCUCAGAGCAACCAGAAUGAAUUCAGUAAAACUUAGAGCUGACCACCACACACCCAGCUUAAGACCCUCAGUGGCCCUCCUACUGGCCUCAGAAUAAGGGGAUGCUGCUGUGCAAAUAUUCAUGAGGAUGAAGGCUUAAGAGCACUGAGAACCCAAGGCAAAGCGGAAGAGGCGGUCCGGAACCGGAAGUGCGGCAGGGAUUUAGCGGCGUCUCAGUUGCCAUGGAGACUGGAAGGCGAGAGCUGCAGUCCGCAGAGUCUGGGUCCUACGCGUUCGCGGGGGCAACGUGGACGCCAACCCAGCGUCUGGCCCGGAUCCGCAGCCCCAGCCAGUGCACCUGGUUGUCGUCCAUCGCCUACUCCGAGUCCUUUCACCACGAUUUCGGGGCCCGGCCCGUCCGCAUCCCGCCGCUUGAGCUUCCGCCGCUUUCCGAGCCGCACCUGCUGCGUCUGCGCCCCACCUCGCUGCGCACCCAAGAUAUCUCGUACUUGCUCACCGGCGUCUUCCGUAACCUGUACACUUCCGAGGUGAUCGGCGAGGAGGUGAGCGCAAAUUUGAUCAAGGCCCGCGGCAGUGAGGAUGCGAGGCACGAGGAGUUCGUGGACCAGCUGCAACAGAUUCGGGAUCUCUAUAAGCAGCGACUGGAUGAGGUGGAAAUGUUGGAGAGACAUAUCAUUCAGGCCCGUGCCCGGGCUCUUGCGGAGAAAGAGCGGGCCAUGCACCAGGCCAAAGUACAGGUCCUUGAGCCCUUCAUCAAGAUGCCUCCAGUGAAGACCAUCUUCAGAUGGUGUGUGGACAAUGAGCUGCUACAGAAGCAUCAUUUGAUCUGCCCAGAUGAUUACUACAGCGAUACUGUACCAUUUUGCUCUGCACCUAAAGGCAUCUUUGAUCCUGGAUAUUCAAAACCGACAUUUAGUUGUGAGCAACGUUCUGUCCCAAAGAAGGAACUGAACAAGCAGCUUGCGUGCAGGAAGACACUCUCGCAAUCUGAAGACGAGCUGGACUUCACUAUAGCCAGCCUAACAUGGGACUCAUCUUUUAAGGCCAAACUCAGGUCCAGAGAAAGUGUCAAGAAAACAGGUUCAGCAAAGAAUAAAAACUGGAUGAACCAUUUACGUGCACCGCAGAGACAGCUGGAGCGGCUUCUGCUCACCAGAAUGGAGAGUCGGAACCACUUCCUGAAAAACCCUCGCUUUUUCCCUCAUACUCCAUUUGGAGGCAGGUCUCUUCUCUUUCCUCCGAAGAAGCCAGCACUGAGAGGAAAAUUCCAGAAUGGAGAGCUGGAACAGAGUUGUGCUGAUACACCAGUGUUUCUAGCUAAGCCAUCAAUUGGAUUUUUCACAGAUUAUAAAAUUGGACUGGUUUAUGAGAUGGUGAUCUCGCUGCAGAACACUACGUCCACCAGCCGCCACCUGCGAGUCCUCCCGCCGUCCACGCCCUACUUCUCUCUGGGAUUGGGAAUGUUCCCAGGAGAAGGUGGAAUGGUGGCUCCAGGGAUGACCUGCCAGUACAUCGUCCAGUUUUUUCCCGACUGCCUUGGGGACUUUGAUGACUUUAUUUUAGUGGAGACCCAGUCAGCGCACACACUUCUGAUCCCCCUGCAGGCUCGGAGGCCACCCCCAGUGCUGACGUUGUCACCAGUGUUGGACUGCGGUUACUGCCUCAUUGGGGGAAUGAAGAUAGCCAGAUUCAUCUGCAAGAACGUGGGCUUCAGCGUGGGCAAGUUCUGCAUCAUGCCUAAAAAGAGCUGGCCGCCGUCAAGUUUCAGGUCUGUUGCAACCGUUGGCUUCGUUGAGCAACCUCCCUUUGGAAUCCUGCCGUCAGUGUUUGAGCUGGCCCCAGGGCAGGCCGUGUUCAUGGAGAUCCUGUUCCUCCCCACCAGCCUGGGAAAGGCAGAGCAGACCUUCAUCAUCGUGUGUGACAACUGCCAGAUAAAGGAGCUGGUGACCACAGGAAUCGGGCAGCUGGUGGCUCUGGAUCUGAUCUAUAUUUCUGGUGAAAAAAGUCAGCCGGAGCCUGGAGAGCUCACAGACCUAACAGCCCAGCACUUCAUACGCUUUGAGCCUGAAAACCUUCAGGCCACAGCCAGCAAACUGCUGAUUAUUAGAAAUGCCACGCACGUGGAGCUGGCCUUCCACUGGCAGAUUAGGAAGCCCAACCUGCGGCCCCAGAUGGCCAGGGGGAGCUACACCAUGGACAGCAUCACGUACCACCCCGACAAGGAGACAGCCUUCUCCAUCACGCCCCAGACGGGCGUUCUCAACCCCCACGCGGACCACGAGUUCAUGCUGAGCUUCUCUCCUCAUGAGCCGAGGGAUUUUCACAGUGUGCUGCAGAUGGUGCUGGAGGAAAUCCCGGAGCCCACGAGUUUGGAUUUGGGAAACACGAAGCACCCUUCAUACUCCAUGGAUGACGUGAUCGUCCUAGAAAUCGAGGUGAAAGGCUCGGUGGAACCCUUUCACGUUUACCUAGAACCGUAUGCCCUCAUCAUCCCCGGGGAGAACUACAUUGGCAUAAACGUGAAGAAGGAUUUUAAGAUGUGGAACAAAAGCAAGUCAGCCAUCAGAUACGCAUGGGGAAAGAUCAGCGACGGCCACAUCAUUGAAGUGGAGCCCUGCAUGGGGACCAUUGAGCCCAAUGAGGUCGAGGAUUUUGAGUUGAACUUUACUGGAGGUGUCCCCGGCCCAACAAGCCAGAACCUGAUGUGUGCAAUCCAAGGCUCACCCUCACCGGUGGUGUUACACAUCGAGGCAGGCUUUAAGGGACCUGCCCUCGUCAUCGACAUCUCAGCCCUUCAGUUUGGGUUGCUGCGCCUGGGGCAGAAAGCCACAAACUAUGAGAUCCAGAAUGUCAGCCAGCUCCCAGCCACAUGGUACAUGAAGGAGAGCCGGCUCUGCCUGGAGGAAAGGCACGAGGCUGCGUCUCCUUUUGACAUCGAGCCCUCCAGUGGCCAAGUUCAGCCGCUGGGCGAGUGCAGAGUGAACAUCACCUUGGAAGCCCGGCGUUGCCAGCGUCUGCAGACUGUCCUAGAGCUGGAGGUGGUAAAUGGAGCCUGGAGCUACCUUCCUGUGUAUGCUGAGGUGCAGGAGCCCUAUGCGUAUCUCCAGAGCAGCCAGGUGCAGGUCACCAACCUCUACCUGGGCAUGCCUGCCAAGGCGACCAUCACACUCAUCAAUGGCACGCUGCUGCCCACAAGGUUCCAUUGGGGCAAGCUCGUAGGGCUCCAAGCCAGCUUCUGCAGAGCCAAAGUCUCCCCCAGACAUGGCAUGCUGGGCCCCAGUGAGGAGUGCCAGCUCAGCCUGGAGUUGACCACUCACACCCAGGAAGAGUUGAGGGAUCUGGCCCUCCCUUGUAACGUGUCAGGCAUGAAGGAGCCUCUGGUUCUGGGCAUUUCUGGGAAACCCCAGGGACUACAAGUGGCCAUCGCCAUCUCCCCAGAGGACUCUGACAGCAGUGUUCCCAGCAGAGAGCUGUGGCCAGGCCACCCGGAGAGGCUGCACCUGGACUUUGGCUCGACAGUGCCGUUGAGGACCCGCGUGACUCGCCAGCUCAUCCUGACCAAUUGCUCCCCGAUACAGACCCCUUUCACCCUCAAGUUUGAGUACUUCGGGAGCCCCGGCAUCAGCCUGAGCCAAAAACCCAGGCUCCCCGACAUGCCUCCUGCCCUGCUGAGGACAGCUCGGAUGCGUGAGCUCUUGGCCAAGCGUGAGCAGCUGGAGUUUAUGGAAAGCAUGUUGUCUCAUGGGAAAGGCGCUGCCUUCUUUCUCCACCUCUCCCAGGGCGUGCUGGGGGCCCAUCAGCAGCUCAGCAUCGACAUCACAGCCUGUGCGAACAUGUGGGGCGAAUACUGGGACAACCUCAUCUGCACGGCAGGAGAUUUGCCGCCAGCUGUCAUCCCGGUGCACAUGGCGGUGGUGGGCUGCCCCAUCAGCUCCCAGAGGCCCACCUUCUACACUGCUGACUACUUCCAGAAGGAGCCUGUCAUCAGGUUUGGCACCCAGAUGUCUGGAGGAGACACAGUCACCCGGGCCCUUCGCCUGAAUAAUUCCAGCCCCUGUGACAUCCGCCUGGACUGAACCUACAUUCCAGAAGACAGGGAGGACUGGCUGGUGGAGCUGCUGGUUUUCUAUGGGCCGCCCUUCCCACCACGGGACCAAGCUGGGAAUGACCUCUUGUGCCCUGAGACGCCUGAGAGCAGCAGCUCCUUUGGAUCUCCAUGUCCCUCCAAUGUGUCUGAGUCCAGCCACGAAGCUGCCCAGUUUGCUGAGGGCAGCUCCAGUGCCAGUGCCUCCAAGAUCAUCUCAGUGGUCCUGCAGGAGCACGAGGGGGUGCCCUCUGCCCACCUGUUCUCCAUCAGCCCCAAGCAGGUGGUGGUCCCUGCAGGGGGCAGCAGCACCAUCCACAUCUCCUUCACACCUGUGGUCCUCGGCCCCGCUGUCCUGCACAAGGUGGAGUGUAUUGGCUAUGCCCUGGGCUUCAUGAGCUUGGAUGACGAGAUGGAGAGGGAACUUCCGGGGAGGAGGCGCCGCCUGCAGGACUUCGCAGUGGGACCCAUGAGGCUGGAUCUGCACAGCUAUGUGAGGCCUGCGCAGCUAAGCGUGGAGCUGGACUACAGCGGCAGUGUGGAGUUCUGGCAGCAGGCCAGUGACCUCAUCCCUGAGCAGCCCUCUUCUGGGGUGCUGAGUGAGCUGGUGACCACCCACCACCUGAAGCUGACCAACACAACGGAAAUCCCACACCACUUCCGGCUCCUGGUCUCUAAGCCCUUCUCCGUUUCUCAAAAUGGGGCGAGCCGCAGCCACAGAGCUCCUGGCCCCGGCUGGAAGCAGGAGUGCGAGGAGGAGACGGGCAAGCAGCUGGUCCUCUACCCACAGGAGAACAUGCUGGUGAACGUGUCCUUCUCACUCUCCCUGGAGCUACUCUCCUAUCAGAAGCUCCCAGCUGACCAGAUGCUGCCCGGAGUGGCAAUACAGCAGAGCGCGAAUGGAGAGAAAGAAAUGGUGUUCACUCAGAAUCUGCUUCUGGAGUACACCAACCAGACCACUCAGGUGGUGCCCCUGCGGGCUGUUGUGGCCGUGCCCGAGCUGCAGCUCUCCACCAGCUGGGUGGACUUCGGGACCUGCUUCGUGAACCAGGACCAGGUCCGGGAGGUCUACUUGAUGAACCUGAGUAGCUGCCGGAGCUACUGGGCUGUGCUGACAGGUCAGCAGGAGCCAGACAAGGACCCUGUGGCCUUCAGGGUCUCCCCAAGCAGUGGGCUGCUGGAGGCACGACUGGGCAACGCACCCCCAACCUCCAUCACCCUCCAGGUUUCCUUCACUGCCAGGAGCUGUAAGCUGUACAAGUCCACAUUGGUGGUAGAAGGUGUGCUUGGUGAGAAAUCCUGCACCCUGAGGCUCAGGGGUGAAGGCUCUUAUGAUGAGAAAUAUGAGUCACCCCACCAGCUCUAGGCCCUACCCCCAUCCCAGAAAUAAACACACUGAGAGUUACAACCAGGUGUGCUGGGCACCCGCUGCAAUGAAGGGACCCCCUUCCAGGUCUGUGUGUGCCCUGUGUCCUCAGAGGUGGAGCAGUACAAAGAGUAGGUCACCCACAGGAGAGCAGGGCACUUAAGGAUGGGUGUUCAGACUGAGCAGAGGCAGGACCAGCAUAGCAGGAACUGGACCUUCGGAAAAAGCCCAUCCACUAAGACAACACAUUUACUAUGUCUGCUGCACAUUCCGUCCACAGGCCCUUUCCCCCAGGAACCACAUGGUAGCCUUGUGGGCUGGGUGACCCAA
This is a messenger RNA of Sus scrofa (pig), 6793 nucleotides long. RefSeq names its product DLEC1 cilia and flagella associated protein (gene DLEC1). Gene Ontology annotation, molecular function: tubulin binding. Gene Ontology annotation, biological process: negative regulation of cell population proliferation. Gene Ontology annotation, cellular component: cytoplasm; cilium. The record is from RefSeq and is a predicted model, not a curated record. NCBI's taxonomy places the organism in Eukaryota, Metazoa, Chordata, Mammalia, Artiodactyla, Suidae.